AUGCCAGGGGCGCUUGGAGGGAGAGACCUUUGGGACAGGAAAACUAACUUUGGAAGUCUGGGCCCUGGGAAGGGAAGUCAGCCUGUGAGCAGCUUACCUGUGGUUGUAAAACACUGCUCUGCGUGUUCUUUCCUCAGCGUUGGGCCGCCCGUGGAAGAUCCGGACAAGGCUCAGGCAAAAAAGCCCAAAUCAGUGGAACUAGAGAUCCGGAAGGAGGUAGCUAAGGGCUACAGGGAUGAUCCACUACAAGUGCCAAAAAGAUUUGAAUUUAUAAUUAAGAACCAAAAUCCAGACUGGGAAGAUGUGGAUUUGCUACUAGGGGAAAUGACAGAAACUAGGAGGCAGCUGGUCUUAAAUACAGCCCAGGUACAGGGAGCUGAAACAUCAGAAGAGGGCUUACGCCAGUUCCACCAGGCACUGCUUGCCCUCCACGAGCAAGAAAACAAGCCGAGAAGCUCGGAAAAAGGCCUUUCUCCACUGACAGAGGCCAUGGAGAGGGAGAUUGCUGCCGCAUUUGCCGGGGGGGAGCCGAACGAAGUUAUCAGCAGCGCCUUUAAAAUUAACAUCACACGUGAGGACAUCUGCACGCUGAGGCGCCUCUGCUGGUUAAAUGAUGAGGUGAUUAACUUCUACAUGAUGCUCCUCAUUGAAAGAAGCAAGAAGGCAGGAUAUCCAACCCUGCAUGCCUUCAGUACCUUUUUCUACCGGAAAUUAGUGUCUGGGGGUUACCAAGCGGUGCGCAGGUGGACGAGAGGAGUAGAUCUUUUUAAGCAAGACCUUGUCCUCGUCCCCAUUCACUUGACAGACCACUGGACACUAGCAGCCAUAGACAUGCGAAAGAAGACCAUCAAAUACCUCGACUCACUGGGCCAAAAAGGGGACAAGAUCUGUGCAACUCUGUUCCAAUACCUGCAAGAAGAAAGUCGAGAAAAGAGAAAGAUGGAGCUGCCUUUUUCAGAAUGGACUCUCCGCAGCAUGGAGCCGCAUGAAAUCCCCCAGCAAUUUAACAACAGUGACUGUGGCAUGUUCCUGUGCAAGUAUGCAGAUUACAUCUCGCAAGACAAGCCUCUUGCUUUCACACAGAGUCACAUGCCUUAUUUCCGCAGGAGGAUGGUCUGGGAAAUACUACAUCAAGAGCUUCUCUGA
Messenger RNA from Leptosomus discolor (cuckoo roller), 1146 nucleotides. NCBI's taxonomy places the organism in Eukaryota, Metazoa, Chordata, Aves, Leptosomiformes, Leptosomidae. The record is from RefSeq and is a predicted model, not a curated record.